Messenger RNA from Porites lobata, 8468 nucleotides. NCBI's taxonomy places the organism in Eukaryota, Metazoa, Cnidaria, Anthozoa, Scleractinia, Poritidae. The record is from the annotation of a GenBank genome assembly.
GAACACCGCACGAGCAAUCAACAACUCAGUCGGUCUCUAAAAAUGGCCAUGCCAUUUUGGUCAUUUUUACGCACUUCGAUUCUUUUCGCCACCACCUUUUCAUUCUCUCAAACCCAAAUAUUCACAGCCCUGAUUCACAUGACAGAUUUUGUAGUACUGGAACAAACCUUCUAUUCAUAUUUGGAGGAGUAUUUAGAGAAUAACCCUUCUGCUUCGUCCGAAUUUCACCGGUUUGCACACCUUGUCGGCCAACAUGUGAAAGAUAUUGAAGACGACGACAUGGAAGUAUUUCUUGGACAUCCUGUCAAUUCGUAUUUGCUUGUACGCCGUUUUUUACGCGAUUGGAGAAUCGUCAUGGAAGAAUUGGAUGCGACAGAUCCCGUCGCUAAAGGUAACGAAUAAUCUUUCCAGUCCUUUCAACAACAACAAAGAAAGUUUUUGUCAGUAAAUGAAAAUCAUCUUUUUAAUUGAUUGAUCCUAUAGUGUUGGUAAGGACGGAAUUGUUCUUUGUUGUUCUAUUACAGCUAGAUACAUCAUAAUUUCAAGUAAAUACCAAAAUGAUAAUUCAAUUAUGUUGUACAAACAGUUGUCUAUAUUCCUAGUCAGUUUUUAUACAACAAACUGUGAUUUGCACUUUUUUGCAAAGCUGUACAUAUACCCUAUUGAUCUGGCUGAUCCGGAUAGAUUGAAACUAAAAUUGUGAUAAAUAUCGUUUCAAGAACCAUGUGAAGUGAAGGACGCGCGCUGCACUCAAGAGACUACAGAAGACUCUGGUACCAGCUUAUAUCAUUUGUCAAGAAACUUUCAAAGAAGUCACUGCUGCCUAAUGUUACGUUUUUGUGAGAGAACUCUAAAUAUGUGUUUGGAGGAUGCUAAAAUUGGUUAGAAAAAUUACAGUACAUCAUUCAAAUGUAAGCCCGAGACCGCAGACGUAUUUCCGGUUGUCGCUUCUCUCCGAAAGGAGAGAGAUAAGCGACGACCGGAAAUACGUCUGCCAUCGCAGGCUUUUCAAAUGUUCGGUGCUAUAAUUAUCAACUGACCCAUAACCAGUCAUCAAUUUAUCCUUGGUUAGGCCUCAUGAUCAGAUUUCGUGCGUUUUCUGCCUUACUUUCGUACAGCGCUAAUGAGGCGACUUCCACGUUUUGUCCCCAUGUUGUGUAGUUUUAACCACUGAUUAUCGAAAGAACAAACAUUUAGUCAAAAUUGCAAAAGGUUUCGUGAGCUUCUAGCAAGCGAACUAAGACGCGAUGAAUCUGAAGCCGUAGACCAGUUUAGUAUGUAUCCCAAGGCUGUCACAUCGUUAAGUACCAACAUUUCAAAACAACAGUAUCCUCUGCCAUCGAGAAUGUUUUUUUAAUUUUAACAAAACUGAACAAUUUUCAUUUUCCAGAACUCUUUGAGCUUAUUAAAGAACACAACUCCUCUUUUCCGGAUAAGCAAGAUUUACAAGGCUGUGCGUUAGCAAUUCUCCGGAUUCAAGAUGUCUAUAACAUCAGCGCAGAGAGAAUUGCCUCCGGAAAGCUAUCCCAUAAAACACUUAGCCCUGAAAUGGACGCAGCACACUGCCUGGAAUUAGGAUUUAUGAGACAUCAAUGGGAGCAAUACGAGGAAGCGUAUGGAUGGUUAAUAGAGGCCUGGAAACGAAUGAAUCCGCAUGACAAUAGCAGUGGAAUUACAACAAAAGACAUCCUCCAGUAUUUAAUUUGGGCGGAGUAUAAGGUAAUUUAACUAGAAAACUAUAUGUAACUUAGUACAAAAUUAAUUGAGUACCUGGCUUGCAUUGGCCCCUGGGACAGCACUGUGACAUCUUCAUUAACGGCAGGGAGCGAGGCUAACAAUGGGAGGGAAUAUAUAAUUGUUUUCCAGCUGCUGGCAAAGUUCAAAGAGUGGUACCAGCAACUCUGCAUGAGCCACUAUUUAACGUCUCUAACUGAGCUAGUAAAAUAAAACUGUAAAAUAUAUAUACUUAUAUAACGUGUAAUUUCUUUGUACUUGUCUAGUUUUCUAGUAAAUUAUGUAGCCUGGUCUGCCUCGAAUAGCCUCGCUAACUGCAGGCAAAUCCCAAUGUAUCUUUUGUUAUAUUUCCAAAUUUAAAUAAAGUUGAAGAUGAAGUUAAAGUUGAACUAGAGUCAGAGGAAUUUUUAUUCCCUUCCGAUGAAAUAUCUUUCUUUUCUAUGAGUUCGGCACUAAAUACUCCAUCCCGCUUUAAGCUAACUGGGAACAGCAUCGGAAAAGGAGGAAAAGAGUCAAGAUUGCGAGAGAUUAUGCACGAUUCACGCAGUAAAAUCGUUGAUAUCUGGUCGUUUCGCCCGCAGGUUGAUUCGACCGAUGUGUAUUUGUCGUUCUUUAAGCCUGAGAAAAAGGAAUAAUCAUGGGACGACUGUGACUGCACAUGUGGAGUCCAAGGUUAACUUAAAUACCAUCUCGGGGAAGUAAGUCAAUCAUGUUGUAGAUCGUUGUCUAGCCAACGCUUUCGGGCGAACAGACGUUCGGACGAAACGACCUCAAUUCAAUUCGUUUAGGUUAAAGAUCGUUAUUCACUAAUGCAUGUCCACACUGCAAAUAUGUGCCCGAUUUCCCAUUCUUCCUCUUAAUCUCCGGCAUAAUCGUCCUUAUUCCUGGCCAGAGAACAAGCUUCCCUGGGUUGUCGUGGGGUGACGGGGGUGGGGGAGGGAAAAGAGGAGGAGAGACAUGACUGCAAGCUCACCUUCCUUUCUCGCCCCGCCGCCAGAGCGCCCCGGAGAGCUUGCUCGCAGGCUACCUUAUCCCCAUAUCUGGUUAGUUUCAUAUCCUUUAAUUUGCCAUGUUCACAAUGCGUUGUCUGCAAGAUAAACUAAAAUUUCACCGUGUCAUGAUCAGGUAUGAAAAAAACCCUAGCUUACCAUAGUAAUGUAUGAGCUACAAUUUUUUUUUGCACUGGUUCAAUUUAAGAGAAAAUACAUCAGAUAUAUCGAAUAACUUUACUUUCCUCUCCUUCCAGACGGGUAGAAUUGAAAGCGCUCUUAAUCAUACCAACGAAUUGCUCAGAGAAGGUAUGGUACUUUGAUUAACAACCCUCAUCAAGUUAAACCCAGAUACAUGUUUCCUGCCACCUCACAGAAGUUUUGGCGCAAAUUCAUGACACGCGAAACGCUACUCUUUCCCAUCUCCUAAUAGAUAUUUCCAGGGAACAGCCUGGAACCAUUAUAAACCCAAAGGCGCAUUUACAGCCCGUUCACUCGUUUCGGUAGUAACUGGCGGGUCCUUUGCUAGCAUGUGAGUCUUUUUCCCCUAAAAAGUAAACGUACUAUGUUGGUGAGUUCCAAUACACACGAAACAGCUGGCUCUAAGCAUGCGUUAGGUACUUAAAUACUGGCCAUCCCACGGAGUUCCACAAAAGAGUUUGGUUCUGUGGGUAUUUUUUCUUUUUGAGUUUGGUCUUACCGUUAUUUCCAUAGGAUUACUACUCUACGUUGUUUAAUAGGUUUAUUUAAUAUUGCUCUAUUUUAAAAAAUGCAGUAAAGGCGAACUUGCCGCAAGAUUAACAAAUCCAUUCAAGUGACAUUAUAUGUGUUUAGUUUUUGCUUAGAUUUUUUAUUAUUCUGUUUUAGAACCUGACGAUGAAGUAUUACAACAAAACAAGAUGUACUUCGAAGACAGAGUGCAUAAGAUGAAGGAUGGAGAGUUAAGUGAGGACGAAGAGGAAAAAUCUGAUGCUAGCAAAAAAGUAAAAUCAAAAGAAGAAUACAUAUUGCGUUAUGAGCAACUUUGCAGGGGCAAUUCAAGUAAGGUACAAAAAUAUUUUUAGUGUUCUGAACACGCGACCCAUGCAAAAAAAUGUAUCAUCGGAUAAAGUACUAUAAUCAUUAAGGUUACCCACAAUUUGAGGAGCUGUGGAAGCCUAACGAUACAAGAGCGCGAACGGAAAUGUAAGCCAAGCGCGAGAAUUUCAUGAGCGCGAAGAAGGACAAAAAGCGGCCGGCACGGAUAUCCAAAGCCGGCUCAGAAUAUUUUGACCACAGCGGCAUAAAAUGAAGAAGAGGUUAUUUAAUGAAUAGAUAAUAAAUGAAGGUAGAAAGGAAGGAAGGAAUGAUAUCUUUGACGUAUUCGCCAAAACCCUUUGGUUUUUAUAGAGUCAAGCUGACCAAGAUAAGCUGACAUGCUACUACUACGACAAAGAUCCAUUGCUACUCAUCAAACCCGUAAAGGUUGAGAUGGCAAAUCUGGAACCAGAUAUUUACCUUCUACACGACAUCAUCCGAGAUUCAGAUAUUGAAUUUAUUAAAAACCUUGCUGCUCCAAGGGUAGGCUUAUACCAACUUAUUUACGUCACGCUUGACACUUGCUAGAAGAUAGCUUAUAGAAGGACCUUAUCUUUUCUUGAAUAGCACCAUGAAAAGAAACGUUUAACAAGCUUGUUCGUUUUGACCUUUUGCAUUAACGGUGGUACCGUAAAAUUCCGAAAAUAAGCCCCUCCAUGUAUAAGCCCCUCCAAAUAUAAGCUCCCCAAAUUCGUAACGCAAAAAACCCUCUGUUGAAUCGCCCCUCCAAAUAUAAGCCCCCCUGGGGGCUUGUACUUGGAAAUUGCUCUCAAAUCCAAAGUAAAACAAAGUAAAAACGGUAAAUUUCCUUCGAACUAUAAGGCUAGCCCAAUCGAUUUUGAAACGCAAAUUUCCCUCCAUAGAUAAGCCCCUCAAAAAGGGCCUUUAAAAAAUAUAAGCCCAGGGGCUUAUUUUCGGAAUUUUAUGGUAUUUGUUUUUACUGUGUUUAAUUUGGUUUGUUCCUUCCUUUUCAAAAACGCACUUCACUACGUUGACCUUGCGAUUUCCCACAAAAAAGCGCGGGUCUAACCAAUAAAAGUCUACGCACACGAAUAUUCCCUUGCGCGCGGGUACGGAGAGAAAAUCACGUGACCACCUUAAUUUGUCGGCGACACAGUUUUUCUAAGUUAUAGAUCUCGACUGGUGUGUGCCUUUGCUGUGAGCGGGCUUCUGCUACAGUAAGCUGAAACUAAUGAUGAUGAUGAUAAUGAUAAUAAUAAUAAUAAUAGUAAUAAAUUGUCUAAAUUAUUGAAUAGUAAUAAUAAUAAUGAUGGUGAUGAUGAUGAUGAUGAUAAAUUAUCUAAAUUUUUCAUUAUUUAUGCAUUGUCUUAGCUUCAGAGAGCUACUGUUACAAACAGAAAAACUGGGAAUCUGGAAUUUGCUGAUUAUCGGAUCAGUAAAAGGUAAAAGAGUUUAAGACAAUCAUACUCCUGUAUAUGUGCACAAUAAUAAAUAUUUAAAAAACAAUCUUCCUCACAGCUUAUUGAUUGAAGUUUGUUUAUUUCCUACUAACCCGGAAAUUCCAAUGUUGUAUUUCCUAACCACUCAAAACCUCCUAUUAUCUCAGUGGAUGGUUAGAAGAUUACGAAGGAGAAGUCAUUGAACGGCUGAGUUUAAAGUUAGAGGCUGUGACAGGAUUGUCAACUGCCAGAAUUCACAGUGAAGCGCUCCAGGUAAUACAAUCUCAUUAGUAAACAAACAAAAACUAAACAAGCAAACAAACAAACCAGUAAAAAACUUAUACCUAAGGAGAAGAACGUAAGGUUGUUUUUAAAGAGAGACAUUGGACAGCUUUUCAUUUAUUGAGAACAGUCUCUAGCUUUUAGGCUUUCUUCCUACAAACCUGAGAGUUACUGGGGAUAUAUACUCAUAACGGUGUGGUCUGUUACUUAAUUACAUUCCAUAAAACAAUGUUAGCCUAAUAUUUAAUUUUACCAAAUUAGUUUAUUUAAAGAACUUAAUAGAAGUGCUCCUAAAAUGAAAGAGUGCACAGCUAAUGGAAAGUGAGCUUUCUCAGAAUUGUAAUUCAGUCUUAAGGUACCCACUUGCGGUUUCAGCAAAGCAUAAAUUAUCUAUUAUCAAUUUACAGGUUGUUAAUUACGGUAUUGCUGGACAAUACGAACCACACGUGGAUCACGCUAUGGUAAACAUCCAACUCUUUAGCAGUUUCUAAAUUUUUAGUUAACUCAGUCAGGUCACAUUACACAAAAAUAUCUCAUCUAAAAGUGAACACCUCGCUAAGGAUGUCCGGCAUACUUUUACCAUGGUAGUACUUGCCUAGUUCCCAGACCUAGUUAGUCCGCACGGACUAUAUUUUGUGCCAUUCAUUUCGGAUACUGGAUCGAGAUAAUUGAAUGAGAAGUCCUGGGAAAAUGUUUUACAGGACAAGUUAAUGGUAUUUUCAAGUUUGAAGAUGUUUAGUUUAAGCUUAUACGUUUUAAAAUUAUAAUAACUCUCUGAUGAUUUUAUGCAAGUUAGGUUCUGGGUUAAUACUGCACAAGUUUGAGAUAUAUCAUAUACUCUUCCUCUGUAUUUGGUUCAAGCUCUUAUCUGAUUCAUGAUGUUAGGAUGCAUGACGUAGGACUAAACUGAGAAAACAGCCGACGUUUUGCGACACCACCACUGGUUUCCCCGCGAUGUGAAAUCUGAGAAACGAGCAUACUGAUGACGCGUCACUACGCACAACUGGGAAGUGAUUCUGAUUGGUUGAAGCAAAUUUCCCACGCGGCACGACCAAUCAGAGGUAAGCACUACUCAGAUCUGGCUUGCGACACGUUAUCAGUAUGGAGUUUGUGUGCUCGUUUCUCGGACGUCAUUUCGCGGCCGGGGAAACCGCGUCGCGAAAUGACGGCUGUUUUCCGGCUCAGGCUAACGAAGGACUAUAGACAUAUAUUUGUUGACAGGUUUUUAUUUCCUUUUAAAAGAGCAACAAAUCAGCUAUUCUCAGAAUGGGAAUGGGCAAUAGGAUCGCCACCGUUUUGAUAUAUGUAAGUAUCCCAUAUUAAAGUAGGCACUUUAUUUGAGUGUCAAUGUAUUAAGCACGAAAGUACUACUUCUACUUCUCCUACUGGAGACAGGGCCACCAUUUUACGUGGUCAUCCGAGCCACGUGAAGGUAUAGCCGUUUGCUCGCAGGGCAAAGUUAGUACCUUUAUUUCUCAGCUAUUUUAAGACCCUGAGUAUUGGUCCUGCUCCGGGAAUCGAAAACUCAACCUCCCUCUCUGCAAUCAAUCAUCAAGCGCUCUACCGACUGAGCUAAUCCUGCCGCGGUUGGUUAUAUGUAUAUAUCUGUCUUCUUGGCUAGUCUAUCAGUGAGGAUAUGAAAUGAGAACAUAUGACAAAAUCACCUUUGAUAUGAGCUUUGGGUAGAAAUACAGCAGUAAAUAUUUGUUGUGUACUCUCCGUUGCACAAUCCAAAUAAACUUGGAAGUUUUUAAAAUCUUGUUCGCUCAUCAUUUUAGCGUCUUUUGUAUGUUUCCUUAGAUGACAGAUGUGGAAGCAGGCGGUUCCACCGUUUUUCUAGAUGCAAAAACUAUAAUCAAACCGCAAAAGGUGAUUAUUAUAUAACAAACAAAUCGUUUGUACCUGGUAGAACUGAUUGUAAAGAACUAGAAAAGCGUUGUUAAGAAUACUUUCUCUAGGGUUGUUAAUCGUGAUUUGCUUGGUCAAAAGACAUGUGAAUGAAAUUCUACAUGGACAGUGCGCUUGAAGUGAGCGUUUUUCUCGGUGCAAUUCGUUAAAAAAUUAUUGAAUUGGGUAGCCUAUUCCAAGCUCCAAGAUAUUAAUGUUUAGAGAUCGCAAGGCGCUAUACCUCCCCUUCCCCAGACCACGCGUGUCACAUUUUCGCUUGGCUUGUUUCGCACGCGACCUCUCUACUAUUAAGAGCCUGGCACAGGCUAUGAAUUGGGUAUAUUGGGGAUAUGCCUUAGUCAUUAAUUAUUCAUAACUUUGUUUGGUAGGGCACUGCUGCCUUCUGGUACAAUCUUCUCAAAUCAGGAGAGCCUGAUGCAGCGACACUACAUGCAGCCUGUCCAGUUAUAGUUGGCACAAAAUGGGGUGGGUAUACAUACUCAUCAAUGAUGGCUUCAGGUUUUCUCCUCUGAAGAGGCUUCUUUGUGUCAAGGAGGACUAGGGAGAGGAAAAAUUCACCAUUUUCACAUAGACCACAAUGCACCUUGUUUACUCCGCCUUCCCUUAACUCCACCCACCAAAAAAAAUACAUAACCAUUGUCUUUGAUUCUUCUUGGGACGACUGUAAUACCUACGAGACAAAAAGGGAAAAAAAAUGUUAGUGCAAAGUUUUGGUGAGGGGAAGGGGGGGUGGCUAACAAGUCGCGUUAUGGUCUAUGUUAAAUGGUGAAUGAAAGCGCGCGGGGGACUACAUCGUCCAGCGAGCCCUUACUUUUUUUCAAUUACUGCUAUUAUAUUGCUAGUAUAGAAUAUCUGGGGGGGUCUGUAGUGGAGAGAGGGCCAGGUAACGAACAGAGUCUUUUGGCUGUCUGGUGGCUAUUUGGUCAAUAGCCCAGUAGUCAUGCAAUGUGUUCCUCAGUUCCUACUUCAAAUAUUUGCAAAUGACGUAUUUUCCUUUCUUUUAGUGUGCAACAAGUGGAUUCACGAAUAUGGGCAAGAGUUCCGACGGAGAUGUGGCAAAACUCCUGAAGAAGAGUAA